Sporothrix schenckii 1099-18 is the source of this 978-nucleotide messenger RNA. RefSeq lists its product as uncharacterized. The transcript has a single exon. Bases 1 to 978 code for a protein of 325 amino acids. NCBI's taxonomy places the organism in Eukaryota, Fungi, Ascomycota, Sordariomycetes, Ophiostomatales, Ophiostomataceae. The record is from RefSeq and is a predicted model, not a curated record. Gene Ontology annotation, molecular function: acyltransferase activity, transferring groups other than amino-acyl groups.
AUGGCCCCGUCCAACUCGUUGGUCGACCCGGCCAUCACCGGCUCUGAGGCCUCCACGGCCAUGCAUUCCCCACACCCGCAUGGCGCACAAGACCGCGACGCAACAGAAGACGCCACCUCCUCGUCAGAAGCGGACGAUGCAUUGUUCGUGUCGCCGGCCAAUGCAUCGAACUCGGCCUCCGCGUACGCAGCGUCGGCUGCCGCGUCCGUCGCUGCGGCGGCGGCGGCGGCUGCGGCUAACACCCCCGGCGUACAUCACCACGUCUCGACCGCAUCCCCGAGCGCGUCUCCAGCACCAGCCGCGCCUCUAGGCGGCGCAUCUGCCUCUCCGAGACCGUCGCCAGCCGCUUCGGCAGCCUCCCAUGUGGCCUCGCCUGAUGCAGCCUCUAUACCCGCGGCGCAUGUCCAAAAGUACAACCCCGCCGUCCACAGCCACCUCGUCCUCUACCUCGCUGCCCUCCACGGCGCACGCAUCACAUCCGACAACCUCUCCGGCAGCUUUGCGCCGCCUUUGAACCACGAGAAGCUGCUCGACUGGUGGCGCGACCGGCUGACCACCUCGGCCGUCUUUUUGCUGCUGCGGUCGUCGCCCGUGUCGUCUUCGUCGGCAGCACCAGCCAAAGCGGCCGGACCGGACCUGGUGGGCGUCAUCAUGCUGCGCAGCCACCCGGCCGAGACGAGCCCGCACGUGGCGUCGGUGGAGCUGCUGCUGGUGAAUCUGCAGUACCGGCAACUGGGCGGCGAGCGGCAGCUGCUGCAGACGGUCGAGCGGCAGGCCCUGCUGGAGGGGCGGACGCUGCUGACCGCCGAGGCCGAGAGCAAGUCAAACACGGCAUCCAUGUACUCGGCGCUGGGCUUCACGGAAGUGGGCCAGAUUCCGGGAAUGGUGCUGCGGCCGUCGACGGGCGAGAAGCGGGCACAGUCCAUCUUUUACAAGGACCUAUUACGAGCCUACCAGCAAGAGCAGGGGCAACCAUAA